GUUUGGCUGAAAAAUAAAUUGGUAAUAUGAAUGGGUACAUGCAUGGGCAUAAACAUCUAUUUAAAUACAUACGCAAAUAACUUAUGACUAAAUACGUACGUAUGUAAGCGUGCAAACAUCCAUCAAUCCCCAUCUGGCUCGGUUACAUAAGCAGUAAUGUUGGUAAUGCACAUAACAUCUCGCCCUGCCGCAAUCUCUCAACGUUUGCAAAUAAUAUUCGCAAAACUCCUAAUUCCUUCAUUGCAAGUUUUCUCUUGUACUUGAGCAGUCUUCUUUUUAAAAUCCUUCGCAAUUGCUUGCAAAGUGUUGAAUCCUGUUGAAUCCAUACAAAUAAACAAUGUCGCAGCAGAACGUAGAGGAAUCUUGCAACUGGAAGGAGCAAAUUCUUGUCAUUGGAUAUACCAGAGUACUUCAAAGCGUAAUAGCUCGUGGAAAAUCAAGCUGGGAUACAACUACUGGACAAGACUUUUUUUCCUUUCUCCUUUCCCUGGACCAGGAACAGUGGGAUGACGAAGAACUCACCUUACUUAAAGGGAGGGAUCACUUCAAAUGGGAUGCCUCCCUUUGCGUCAAAAUACUUUUAUCACCCUCACAAAUUUGGAGCCCGUAUCCUUCCCCGUUCUCCUUCGACCAGUAUGAACAAAACGCAAUCGAAAAGCUUCAAAAUUUCCAUGAUGGCAUAAAACAAUUGAUAAGUCCGGUCGUCACAAGGGAGCAAUUUGAAACAGAUUUAAAAACCGUGUCCCGAAUGUUGGAAGCAUUAAACAUAUCGCAAAAUCGGAUAGGGUACAUCAAGGCCUCGUUCGAUCUUGCACCUGACUGGGAAAAUCUGGAUUCUUUCGAAAAUUUGGAGGACAAUGCUUCCCAAAAUGGAAAUUUAGACGAGCAGUUAAAAAACUUACACCGAUUUUCACCCGAUCAGAGGUGCACACUUAUUCCCAAGAGUUUACUCAAAUCGCAUCCCAACGAUGGAUCCGAUUGUGACGAGAUCCCUCCACCAACUAUAGGCCUGGUUGAUGAUGGCGAGCAAAUUAGACUUGGAGACCACACUUAUCCUACGAACGUAUGGAAUCAUGCACAAAUUGAGUUCGACAACGGCGGGACGCUACAAGCGGGAAAGUUUCUAUUUCACGCAUUACUCACACAAGAAGAAAAGAGAACCAUGACUUGGAGUGGGAGAAAUGGGACGCAAGCAUAUCCACUAAGCACGGUGAACGCAAUUCUUGAUGCACUGAAAUACUUUGAAGACAACUCAGGAAAUGUUUUACGAACCCCUGAGAAAAUGAUUGUCAUCAAGGUUUUUGUCGAGACUGGAAACCAAUGCCGGAAAAUGCGUUAAAAAUGUGCGCAAAAAUUAUCUAAAUCUUGACCAGUAAAUCAAAAUGGUGAUCCUUCAAUAAAAUGUGUAUAUGAUGUCUCUAUUUUAAAUGGUUCGGAUGCCAAUUAAGGGCAUAAUUUCAAUGAAACGUAUUAAUAAAAUGGCAUUAAAUAAAAUUCAGUAUAUUUGUGUCA
Molecule: messenger RNA, 1512 nt
Organism: Folsomia candida
Lineage: Eukaryota; Metazoa; Arthropoda; Collembola; Entomobryomorpha; Isotomidae
Exons: 6
Coding region: 338-1339 (333 amino acids)
Source: RefSeq, a predicted model, not a curated record